Messenger RNA from Microplitis demolitor, 1611 nucleotides. RefSeq names its product DNA primase small subunit (gene DNApol-alpha50). Gene Ontology annotation, biological process: DNA replication, synthesis of primer. The transcript has 5 exons. The record is from RefSeq and is a predicted model, not a curated record. Bases 87 to 1310 code for a protein of 407 amino acids. NCBI's taxonomy places the organism in Eukaryota, Metazoa, Arthropoda, Insecta, Hymenoptera, Braconidae. Gene Ontology annotation, cellular component: alpha DNA polymerase:primase complex.
CAAAUCUUUAACCAAAAAAACUCGUAUACGAAUUGAAAUUAUUUGUUUAUAUUUAUCAUAUAAUAAUAAAAUUCAAAUAAAUCACAAUGGAUAGUUUUAUGGAUCUUCUAAAAGUUUAUUAUUCAAGAUUAUUUCCUCUUGAUGAAUAUUACAAAUGGCUUAGCUACGGAGACGCGGAUUUAUUUAAACACAGAGAAUUUUCAUUCACUCUUGAUGGGGAUGUAUACAUAAGAUACCAAGCGUUUCAUGAUCAAAAUCAUUUAGGAAAAGAGUUGUUAAAAAUGAUUCCAGUUAAAAUUGAUAUCGGCGCAGUCUUCAAUAUUUUUCCAGGCAAAGCAAGAGGAACAAAGAAACUAGAAGCCAUGGAAAGAGAACUUGUCUUCGAUAUAGAUUUGACAGAUUACGAUGAAGUGAGAACCUGUUGCUCCGAAGCUAAUAUUUGUAAUAAAUGUUGGAAAUAUAUGGCAGUUGCUUGUAAAAUACUUGACGUUGCUCUACGAGAUGACUUUGGCUUCGAACAUAUCUUGUGGGUAUUUUCUGGUCGACGAGGUAUUCACGCCUGGAUAUGUGACUCAGUAGCACGUUCACUAGAUUCAACGCAGAGAGGAGCUAUCGCUGAAUAUUUUCAAUUGAUAGUAGGAAAUGCUUAUGCUAAGAGAAAAGUUAAUUUGUAUAAAAUUCAUCCAUCAAUUAGACGAGCGCUCGAAAUUAUUACUCCGAUUUUUGUACCCAUGUGCGUUGAAGAACAAAAUAUGUUGGGGUCUGAAAAAAAUGUCAACAAGUUUUUGGAUACUCUGCCAGAUGAAGAGACUAAGAAAGAAGUUAAAAACUUAUUUGAUAGAUAUACAACUAGUUUAGACCGAUGGAAUGCUUUUUUACAAUACUUUGAACAAGUUAAAGGAAAAAGUUCCAAGUGGAGACAGCAUAAAAAUUUUAUUGAUGAAAUAAUGAUUGAAUAUUGCUACCCCCGACUUGAUAUUAAUGUAACUAAAGGUUUAAACCAUUUACUAAAAUCUCCGUUCUGUGUUCAUCCGAAAACUGGUAAAAUAUCUGUUCCAUUUAAUCCAAAAGCUGUUGAUAAAUUUGAUCCAAUGACAGUUCCAAAUAUAAAUAAAGUUAUUGAAGAAAUUAAUGCUUAUGAUGAUUUGGACAAAACUGUUGAAGGUGAUGCGGGCAAUGCUAAAAGAAUAAAAGACUACAAAAAAACUAGUUUAAAUAAGUCAUUGCAUAUAUUUAAUGAAUUUUUACGAAAAUUAGAGCACUCGAGAAAUAGUAAAGACGAUAAAUUGUUUGAGGCAAUGGAAAUUUAAAUUAACUACUAACUUUUCAUAGUUUAUUAAUUUUAUUUUCUUUUGAAAUAUUUAUUGUCCUUUUUUUUACACCGUGUACCUAAGUGGUACAAAAAAAAUUGUUGAUUUUUUGUUUAAUUUAACAAAAAAUAAAUCAUUUUUUUGUGCCACUUGGAUAUGAACGAAAAAAUUUGAGAAUUUUUUUUUUGAAUAAGAGUUGAUUUUUUGAAUUUAAAAUUUAAUCUUUAGUAAAAUAAUUUUAUACUAUUAUUAAAAAGUUAAUUUAUAAUAAUUAUUAAAUACAAUUGUAAUGACAAUUAAA